UGUAGAUAUAACUAUUAUACAACUUAAAAGUUCAAGCAUAAAUUAUUUAAUACAAAUUUUAUAUCUCAUGCUUCAUAAUGAUUAAUWAACUUUUACUAUAUAUAUUAUAAAUCUUUUCGAAAAAUCGACCAGGCAACAUUAUUCGCCAAGUGAACUUGCUUUUUCGUAAUACAUACCUAUAAGCUUUAUGUGAGAUUUAAAAUACCACACACAAAAUAAAAAUAAAAUUUGAUCAGUGUUUUAAAAGUGUYUACAACAUUAAUUUUGUGAUUUUUAAAAAUUUCUAUCAGUCAUGUCAUAUUUUUGUUCUAGAAGAAUUUUCCAACGAUUCCAACUCAAUCAAAUAAAAAAAUUCAACAUAAGUAAUGUCUCAGGAGGUCCAAAUAAACAUGUAGAAUUUCCAAAACGUAAUAAAAGAAUAUUUGGAAAAGAUGGUCCAAUUACGUGGAAAACUGUAGGAAUUACUGGAGUUUUGGGAGCGGGUAUGGUUACAUACUUGUUAUAUCUUAAAGAAGAACAAGAAGAAAAGCAAAGACGAGAGAGAAAGCGUCAGCUAGGAAAAGCACAAAUUGGAGGUCCAUUUGAAUUAUUAGAUGGAUCUAACAAUAUUGUAAAAAGUGAACAAUUUUUGGGGAAGUGGAUGCUUAUAUAUUUUGGUUUCAGUCAUUGUCCAGAUAUAUGUCCUGAUGAAUUAGAAAAAAUGGCAUUAGUUGUAGAUAAUCUUGAAAAAGAAGAAAUGAAUACUGGCAUUCAAGGCAUUUUCAUCACUGUAGACCCAGACAGAGAUACUCCUAAAAUUGUAGAUAAAUAUAUAAAGGAAUUUUCUUCAAAAUUCAUUGGUUUAAGCGGUACUUCAGAUCAAAUAAAGCAAGUGUGUAAAAGAUAUAGAGUUUAUUACAGCCCUGGAAAAAAAGACGUCGAUAAUGAUUAUAUUGUGGAUCAUACCAUCAUCAUGUACUUGGUUAAUCCAGAGGGUGAAUUUGUGGAUUAUUUCGGACAAAACAAAACCGCUGAUGAAAUAGUAGAACACAUUUUGUUACAUAUGUUUAAAUUUAAACAAGAAAAAGGUUCAUUGUUAAGCAGCACUUUAGAAAAGAUAAAUUCAUUAAGUGGGAAAAAAAUUGUUGCAUCUUAAACUUUAAAUUUAGAUUUAUGUUUAGACUAACUUCAGUUGCUGUUAAUUGUUAAAAUAAUUUAAAAU
This is a messenger RNA of Diuraphis noxia (Russian wheat aphid), 1201 nucleotides long. Its product is annotated as Synthesis of cytochrome c oxidase. Gene Ontology annotation, biological process: regulation of RNA splicing; mitochondrial respiratory chain complex IV assembly. The record is from RefSeq and is a predicted model, not a curated record. Gene Ontology annotation, molecular function: RNA binding; metal ion binding. Lineage: Eukaryota; Metazoa; Arthropoda; Insecta; Hemiptera; Aphididae.